GCGGAGAGACCUCAGUCAGAAGAGAGACACACUCGAGGGAAGAUGUGCCGCACAGCGUGACCCGCACUCGCUCCGCUUCCCCCACCCCCCCGUCCAAGGGCAGACAAACAGACUGUGAUGUUGGGAGAACUAGCACGCUAAUUAUCCUAAGUGAACGACGCGGCCCGCUCCUCCAUACCAAAGAACACGCUGAAGCACCCUAACGCAACCGUUGCCCACGCCCCUCGUGCCACAAUUACUAGUCUACCGUGCCCAGCAGCUGCACCAGCCAGGAAUAUGAGAAUAGAGAUAAAAUCUGCCGCCGACUUCCUCGUCGAUCUGGCGCGGUUGAACACCACCAGCGGCCUGACGGAGGAACAGGCGGAGAAAUUUAAGGAGAAUGUGUGCCACAUCCUGAUGCGUCAUUACGCCGACCACUGGUUCCCCGACAAGCCCUUCAAGGGGUCGGGCUACCGCUGCAUCAGGAUCAAUGGCAACCUGGACCCGCUCAUCGCCCGGGCGGGCUUCAUGAUGGGCCUGGCCUGCUCCUUCCUGCGGAGCCUCUUCCCCUCGGAGCUCACCAUGUGGGUGGACCCGAACGAAGUGGCGUACCGCAUCGGGGAGAACGGCUCCAUCUGUGUGCUGUACGAGGAGACCAGCCCGCCGGCGCCCGCGCCCCCGCAGCAGUCCUCGCCGCCGCCCGCCCCCGUCACGCCCUCGCCGCCGCCUCUCGGCCACCAUCAUCCCGCCACGCCCGAGGUGAAGACCCCCAUCAAGGCGGUGGGCCCCCCGCCACAGCCCCAGUCCCCGCCCCAGCAGGCCCAGUCCCCGCCGCCCGCCCUCGCCCACCACCACCACCAGCUUCACUACAACAACAACCAUCACCACUUCUCGCCGUCCAAGUCCGUCGUGGUGUCGUCCCCGCUGCACCACUCCCCCCCGCUAUCCCCCGUCACCACCCACCACCACCACCAGCACCACCACCAGCAGCAGCAGCAGCAGCAUCACCAGCAGCAGCAGCAGCAGGCCGCGGCAGCCACGGCCAUGCAGCUGAGCAUGUUCUUCAUGGGCGGCAAGGACCAGAGCAGCGCCGCUGCCGCCGCCGCCGCCGCCAGCCUGGUGAAGUGCAAGGAAUCUCUGCGGGGCGGCCUGGACGCGCGGCCCCUCGCCAUGGACCGGCUCUUCGUGUCCAGCUGAGUCCCUCCCUCCGCCACCCUCCUGAUCUCAACAACAACAACAACCACCACCGCCGCCAACAGCUGAACAGUACAAUCAGGGACCAAUGGUGACCAUCGCCCGCCCUCGCCCUCUCUCAACGGGGAAAUAUAAGUUUAUUUGUAAACAGUAAUAUUUAUGUACAUAAGGAGCUCUAUUAAUAUUAUCUACUACCUUGCUGAGUGUUGUGGUGAGUGUGUGUGUGUGGCGGGCAGAGGCAGUAGUGUUCGGCUGGACCUACGCGCCGCCGACCGUCGCCGUCACCAGCCCGCCCCGAACCGCCCAAUGAACCAGGAAUCGCAUCGGUUCCGUCUAUUCCACGUUCCGCGGCGCGGUUCGCGGCUUGUACCUGCCAGCGACACGGGCUGAGGCGUGGCCCGACGUGCGCCACGCCGCGACAGUUCACCUUAAAACUGAAAAAAAUGUUUUUUCAGAUGGUACAAAGUCAGAGUUCUUAAAGUGUCUGUGAUUUAAUUCGGUCGCAGUAUUUUUAUUUUAAUUUUAUGGAAGUGUUCUAGCUCAGUUAUCGUCAGUGUCUAGCUUUAGCGUCAGUUUUUUGCUUCAAGCAAACUCCUGGGUAGUGAUGUGUACAUUUACCUUGUUGGUGCAUGCUUACUUGUAAUAUAUGCCUGUAAAAAAAGCCUUAUUUUGUUUCACAAAACGUCUAAUUUUACUAGAAAAAAAUCGUUUUGUACAGCAUAAAAUAAAAGUCCAACGCAAUUGAACCACCCUGGGUUUUCUUGAGCACUGGGCGGCGGUGGCGAGUGUUAGGCCGCGGCGUGCUGCUGCUGUCAGGGGGGAGGGGGGCCGGGCCGAGGUGGUGGUGAUAAUAAUAAUGAUAUGGACUGUACACGCCCAACAACCUGUGUUAUGUUAAGUUACUAGUCAAAGAAAUUAAUAUUUUCCCAUUUUAUCAGGUGAGAGGAAACUUUCUAUGUGAUAUCAGUACAAUUUAUCUGAAAACUAAUAUUAUGAAGUGAGAAAUACACUGAAAUCAAACAAGA
This is a messenger RNA of Eriocheir sinensis (Chinese mitten crab), 2198 nucleotides long. Its product is annotated as protein Tob1-like. The transcript has a single exon. Lineage: Eukaryota; Metazoa; Arthropoda; Malacostraca; Decapoda; Varunidae. The record is from RefSeq and is a predicted model, not a curated record. Gene Ontology annotation, biological process: negative regulation of cell population proliferation; negative regulation of mitotic cell cycle. Gene Ontology annotation, cellular component: nucleus; cytoplasm. Bases 277 to 1176 code for a protein of 299 amino acids.